AUGCCAAGCCCUGAAUAUUUGCCCUCAACAGAAAUCAAAGCUCCUUUUGUAAUAUUGGGUGACGAAGCAUACCCACUGAAGCCAUAUUUGCUUAAGCCAUAUUCUAGACAAAAUCUCUCAAAUGAAGAGCGAGUUUUUAACUACCGUCUUUCUAGAGCUCGACGUUGCAUUGAAUGCGCAUUCGGUAUACUAGUCGCUAAGUGGAGAUUUUUAAAACCCGAAUUGCAAAUGAAUCCCGAGAACGUUGACAUUUUAGUCCAAGCAGCAUGCCUUUUGCACAAUAUACUCAUUGACAAUGAAGGGGUUCCAGCACACCCUGAAGAGAGUAUACACAACGAUAAAAUAUCUGUUUCAAGGCGCUACAACCAUUAUGGAGGAACAGCCAGUCAAGCAAGAGACAUUUUCAAGAAUUACUUUUUCAGCCCCGAAGGCGAAUGGAAAGCCCCAUACAAGAUUGAGAUUUUGGCGCAUGUUGUCAAUAUCGUAGAAAAACUGAUAUCAGAUUCUCUGAUUUACACAGAAAACCAGUCGUUUAAGUUUCAGAACUAG
Molecule: messenger RNA, 549 nt
Organism: Acanthoscelides obtectus
Lineage: Eukaryota; Metazoa; Arthropoda; Insecta; Coleoptera; Chrysomelidae
Source: the annotation of a GenBank genome assembly